Molecule: messenger RNA, 1179 nt
Organism: Auanema sp. JU1783
Lineage: Eukaryota; Metazoa; Nematoda; Chromadorea; Rhabditida; Rhabditidae
Source: the annotation of a GenBank genome assembly
AUGGACGUGGACGAACAUAAUGGAAACGUCCGUCUACGAGAAGGCUUCCAUAUUAUAAAUAUUGAAUGUCGAACAUUCAGAGGUAAAGACAAAGUCAGCUUCGAAGUUCCUACACGUUAUUAUGACCUUCAAUAUCUUAAUGCUGGAGCUCAAGGAACUGUUGUAAGUGCCAUGGAUCGUGUCACGGGUAAAUCUGUUGCAAUCAAAAAAAUGUUAAAUGCUUGUAGUCAUCCGCUCACUGCUCGUAGAGCUUAUAGAGAAUUCGUGCUUCUGACAACGAUGAAACAUCCUAAUAUUAUUCAACUUCUUAACGCUUUUACCUCAACUGAAACUGUAGACGGGUUCACUGAUAUCUAUGUAGUCAUGGAGUUGAUGAGCCACAAUCUGGCAGAGAUCGCUACGAGGAUGAGGUUGGAACAUCGAACUCUCUCGUUUUUCGUAUAUCAAAUGUUAUGUGCCAUUAAACAUUUACAUAAUUCCGGCGUAAUUCACAGGGACUUGAAGCCUUCUAACAUUGUUGUUGAUGAUAACUGCAAGUUAAAAGUGCUUGACUUCGGUUUAGCUCGGGUAGUCAACUCUGACCCGGCGAUGAGGAUGAGUGAUUACGUUGUUACCAGAUAUUAUAGAGCACCUGAAGUAGUCUUGUCGAUCCCAUAUGAUGAGAAAGUGGAUAUUUGGUCCGUCGGCUGUAUUCUUGCCGAGCUUGUGAAUCAUUCCGUUUUAUUCGAAGGGAAAGAUAGAAUCGAUCAAUGGACCAGAAUCAUCAAAAUCUUGGGGACCCCAAGUGAAGAGUUCAUUAAUACCCUCGGGGAUGGUGUUGCGAAAUAUGUGAGGCAGAUGAACCAUUACAAUCCUAUACCUGUGAAAGAAUUCAUCCCAGAUAGCAACUUUUCUAAAGAGACUGAGUUGGAACAAGUUCAUUUGACAGCAGAUCAAUGUCGAGACUUAUUAGCUCAUAUGCUGGAAAUCGACCCCCGAAGAAGAUAUUCUGUAGAAAACGCUUUACAUCAUCCAUAUGUGAAACUGUGGUGGGAUGAAGCAGAAGUGAAUGGGCCUAGAUCAGAAAACCGUUAUAAUAAUGAUGUAGAAGUAGAGGAUAAACCUUUAUCAGCAUGGAAAUCUCUGAUUUUCGAGGAAAUUAAGUUAUAUGAAAGAGAGCAUGAUAUUUUCAAAGACUAA